AUGGUUCUCUCCCAGCGAUUCAACUGUGCUCAUCUUGGCAAUCAAGAAUUUGUGUUGAGGGCUGACGAUGACGCACUUCACAACGAGAUAAUCGAUGAAUUGUAUCUUUCUGCAGGAAGAGCGGGAGUUGAUUUCGUGUUGCAAGAUGGUAGGCGCCGUUUCGAAGGCUCCGGCGACAACUUGCGUCAGAUGCUCCAGGCAAUCAACUCCGGAGGCGGAGGUUUGAAAGUCCUUGAUGAUGGCUACGACAUUGUUUUCAUCACCCUUCCUAGCAAUGGUGAGAAGUUACACAGUGUCGCGGCAGGAGUUUUUGGUGGACUGGUGGCUGGUGUAGCUGUAGGUGCUGCCAUAGGCGUUACUUUGAUUUCCGGAGGAUCCGCAUUCCUCGUUGCUGCUGAACUGGCUACCGCCGGUACGGAAGCCGUUGCGGUUCAAUCAGCUGCGAUGGUUGGAGUCAAAUACGGCGGACUUGCUGGAGGAGUCGCAGGUGGACAUAAAGGUUGGCAGCUGGCUGGAUCCGACAAGAGCAAGCGCGUCGAAGGCAUGAAGGCUGGUGCAAAGACUGCUGCGGCAGCGACGGCGACAGUCUCACUAGGGCACCUGGUCUCGCUUGCUGACCAUGCAGCAGUAAAAGCUGCUGUGAAGAAAACGUUAGAAACCACGACGAUGGAAAAAGCGGUGAAAACAAUACUUCGUCCAUUGGCACUGUCAGUUGGAGCUCAUACGGCGAUCGAUGGAGACGGAUAUGAAGGCGUAGCCAGGCUGGUGGACCCAGUCAGAGCAUUCAUUGAAAGCUUGAGCCUGGAUAUCUACAACUAG
Molecule: messenger RNA, 819 nt
Organism: Seminavis robusta
Lineage: Eukaryota; Bacillariophyta; Bacillariophyceae; Naviculales; Naviculaceae
Source: the annotation of a GenBank genome assembly